AUGAGGCGGCGCGGCGGGGGCUGCCUGCUGCCCGCGCCUCCGCUGCUGCUGCUGCUGCUGCUGGGAGCCCUGCUCCGCGCCAGAGGUGUAACAAGUAGCGCUGAAUGCUCCUGUGGACGUAAUCACUUUACUUGUGCUGUCAGUGCUUUUGGUGAAUGUACGUGCAUCCCUGCUCAGUGGCAGUGUGAUGGAGACAACGACUGUGGGGACCACAGUGAUGAAGAUGGCUGCAUGCUGCCCACCUGCUCUCCUUUGGACUUCCACUGCGACAAUGGGAAGUGUAUCCGCCGUUCGUGGGUCUGUGACGGAGACAACGACUGUGAGGAUGAUUCUGAUGAACAGGACUGCCCACCACGAGAAUGUGAGGAAGAUGAAUUCUCCUGUCAGAAUGGAUACUGCAUCCGUAGCCUGUGGCACUGUGAUGGUGAUAAUGACUGUGGUGACAACAGCGAUGAACAGUGUGAUAUGAGAAAGUGCUCAGAGAAGGAGUUUCGCUGCAGUGAUGGUAGCUGCAUAGCUGAGCAUUGGUUCUGUGAUGGUGAUACAGACUGCAAGGAUGGCUCAGAUGAAGAGAAUUGCCCAUCAGACAUUCCAGCUGCCACCUGCAGCUUGGAGGAGUUCCAGUGUGCAUAUGGACGCUGCAUCUUGGACAUCUACCACUGUGACGGGGAUGACGACUGUGGGGACUGGUCUGAUGAAUCUGAUUGUUCAUCUCACCAGCCAUGUCGCUCUGGGGAGUUUAUGUGCAACAGUGGCUUGUGCAUUAAUGCUGGCUGGAGGUGUGAUGGAGACUUUGACUGUGAUGACCAGUCAGAUGAGAGAAACUGCACUACAUCUAUGUGCACUGCUGACCAGUUCCGCUGUAAAUCAGGGCGCUGUGUCCGUCUCUCCUGGCGUUGUGAUGGGGAAGAUGACUGCUCUGACAACAGUGAUGAGGAGAACUGUGAGAACACAGGAACCCCCCAGUGUGCCCCAGACCAGUUCCUGUGUGAGAACGGACGCUGUAUUGGCCAGAGAAAGCUGUGCAAUGGUGCAAAUGAUUGUGGAGACGGCAGUGAUGAGAGCCCACAUCAAAACUGCCGUCCACGAACAGGGGAGGAAAACUGCAAUAUCAACAACGGUGGCUGUGCUCAGAAGUGCCAGAUGGUACGAGGAAUGGUACAGUGCACCUGCCACACAGGUUACAGGCUUCUGGAAGAUGGACGAUCAUGCCAAGAUGUGAAUGAAUGUGCGGAGGAGGGUUACUGCAGCCAAGGCUGUACCAACAGUGAAGGAGGCUUCCAGUGCUGGUGUGAGCAAGGCUACGAGCUGCGGCCUGACAAGCGCAGCUGCAAAGCUCUAGGGCCAGAGCCAGUGCUGCUUUUUGCCAAUCGGAUUGACAUCCGACAAGUAUUGCCUCAUCGCUCGGAGUAUACGCUGCUCCUGAACAACCUGGAAAAUGCCAUUGCUCUUGAUUUCCACCACAGCAAGGAGCUGGUGUUCUGGUCUGAUGUUACUCUGGACCGCAUCAUGAGGGCCAACCUGAAUGGUAGCAAUGUGGAAGAGGUGGUUUCCACAGGGCUGGAGAGCCCAGGUGGACUUGCUAUUGACUGGAUCCAUGACAAAUUGUACUGGACAGACUCUGGGACAUCUCGAAUUGAAGUAGCAAACUUGGAUGGCACCCACAGGAAGGUGCUUCUGUGGCAGAACCUGGAGAAGCCACGAGCGAUUGCCCUCCAUCCUAUGGAAGGCACUAUCUACUGGACUGAUUGGGGCAACACUCCCCGCAUUGAGUAUUCCAACAUGGAUGGCUCCAAUCGACGCAUCAUUGCAGAUACGCACCUCUUCUGGCCCAAUGGACUGACAAUUGACUAUGCAGGGCAUCGAAUGUACUGGGUGGAUGCCAAACACCAUGUCAUUGAGAGGGCUGACCUUGAUGGGAGGAAUAGGAAAGCUGUUAUUAGCCAAGGCCUCCCACACCCCUUUGCUAUCACUGUAUUUGAGGACAGUCUUUACUGGACAGACUGGCACACCAAGAGCAUCAACAGUGCCAACAAAUUCACAGGCAAGAACCAGGAGAUCAUCCGCAACAAACUCCACUUCCCCAUGGACAUCCACACACUGCACCCUCAGCGCCAGCCAGCAGGGAGAAAUCGUUGUGGGGCCAACAACGGGGGCUGUUCUCAUCUCUGCCUGCCGAGCAGCAAGGAUUACACCUGUGCCUGCCCCACUGGCUUCCGUAAGACCAGCAGCCGUGCCUGUGCCCAGAGUCUUGACAAGUUCCUGCUUUUUGCCCGAAGGAUGGACAUCCGUCGGAUCAGCUUUGACACAGAUGACCUGUCAGAUGAUGUCAUUCCCCUUGCUGAUGUGCGCAGUGCUGUGGCUCUGGAUUGGGACUCAAAAGAUGAUUAUGUCUAUUGGACAGAUGUUAGCACUGACUCCAUCAGCAGAGCUAAAUGGGAUGGAUCAAGCCAAGAGGUUGUGGUAGACACUAGCCUGGAAAGUCCAGCUGGACUGGCAAUUGACUGGGUCACCAACAAGCUGUACUGGACUGAUGCAGGAACAGAUCGGAUAGAGGUCUCCAACACAGAUGGGUCCAUGAGGACUGUUCUGAUCUGGGAGAACCUUGACAGACCCAGAGAUAUCGUGGUUGACCCUGUUGAAGGGUUCAUGUACUGGACUGACUGGGGAGCCAACCCGAAGAUUGAGCGUGCUGGUAUGGAUGCCUCAAACCGCUUGGUGAUCAUCUCCUCCAACUUGACAUGGCCCAAUGGUUUGGCUAUUGACUACGAGUCACAGCGCUUGUACUGGGCAGAUGCAGGCAUGAAGACCAUUGAAUAUGCUGGCCUGGAUGGGAGCAGCAGAAAGGUGCUGAUUGGGAGCAAUCUACCUCACCCCUUUGGACUUGCUCUUUAUGGCGAGAGAAUCUACUGGACAGACUGGCAGGCCAAAAGCAUCCAGAGCGCAGAUAGAAGGACUGGGCAGGCUCGGGAAACGCUGCAGGACAAUCUGGAGAACCUUAUGGAUAUUCAUGUUUUCCACCGUCACAGGCCACCAGUGCACACAGCGUGUGAAGUUAGCAAUGGAGGUUGCAGUCACCUGUGUCUUCUGGCACCUCUUCCAAAAGGUUACAGCUGUACCUGCCCUACUGGGAUCAACCUGCAGUCUGAUGGCAAGACCUGCUCUCCUGGAAUGACUAGCUUUCUGAUCUUUGCCAGAAGGACUGACGUUCGAAUGGUCUCUCUGGAUAUUCCCUACUUUGCAGAUGUCGUUGUCUCCGUCAAUGUCACUAUGAAGAACACCAUUGCAAUUGGAGUGGAUCCUCAGGAAGGAAAGGUUUACUGGUCAGACAGUACACUGCGGAAGAUCAGCCGGGCUGCCCUUGAUGGCUCCCAGUAUGAGGACAUCAUCACCACAGGUCUCUUGACUACAGAUGGGCUGGCUGUGGAUGCUAUUGGCAGGAAGAUAUAUUGGACAGAUACAGGAACAAACAGGAUUGAAGUGGGCAAUCUGGAUGGCUCCAUGAGGAAAGUCUUGGUCUGGCAGAACCUGGACAGCCCCCGGGCGAUAGCAUUAUACCAUGAGAUGGGGUACAUGUACUGGACAGACUGGGGUGAGAAUGCUAAGCUGGAGCGCUCUGGGAUGGAUGGCUCAGGACGUGUUGUGCUGAUCAGCCACAACCUGGGCUGGCCUAAUGGACUGGCAGUGGACAAGGCGGGGUCCCAGCUGCUCUGGGCUGAUGCACACACUGAGCGUAUUGAGGCUGCAGAUCUCAGCGGUGCAAACCGCCACACCCUGCUGUCACCAGUGCAACAUCCAUAUGGCCUCACUCUGCUGGACUCUUACAUCUACUGGACUGACUGGCAAACUCGCAGCAUUCACAGGGCUGACAAGGAUACUGGUGCUAAUGUCAUCUUGGUGAGAGCAAACCUGCCCGGCCUCAUGGACAUUCAAGCUGUUGAUAGGGCACGGCCUCUGGGCUUUAAUAAAUGUGGAGUUCGUAAUGGCGGCUGCUCCCACCUUUGCUUGCCUCACCCCACUGGCUUCUCCUGUGCCUGCCCCACUGGCAUCCAGCUGAAGAGAGAUGAGCAGACAUGUGACUCUUCUCCAGAGACCUACCUACUCUUCUCUAGUCGUGCCUCCAUCCGUCGUAUCUCACUGGACACUAGUGAUCACACGGAUGUACAUAUACCUGUCCCUGAGCUGAGCAAUGUAAUUUCUCUGGACUAUGAUAGCGUGGAUGGCAAGAUUUACUACACAGAUGUUUUCCUUGAUGUCAUCAGGCGGUCUGACCUGAAUGGCAGCAACAUGGAGACUGUUAUUGGUCAGGGGCUGAAGACGACAGACGGCCUGGCGGUGGACUGGGUUGCCAGGAACCUGUACUGGACAGAUACAGGACGCAACACCAUCGAAGUAGCUAGGCUGGAUGGAAGCUCUAGGAAAGUGCUGAUCAAUAACAGCCUGGAUGAACCCCGAGCCAUUGCUGUCUUUCCCAAGAAGGGGUACCUCUUCUGGACAGAUUGGGGUCACAUUGCUAAAAUUGAACGGGCAAACUUGGAUGGCUCUGAACGUAAAAUCCUGAUCAACACUGACCUAGGGUGGCCCAAUGGAUUGACCUUGGAUUAUGACACCAGGAGGAUUUACUGGGUGGAUGCACAUCUUGAUCGCAUAGAGAGUUGUGAUCUCAAUGGGAAGCUACGCCAAGUUUUGGUCAGCCAGGUGUCACAUCCCUUUGCUCUGACACAGCAGGAUAGGUGGAUAUACUGGACUGACUGGCAAACCAAAUCUAUCCAGAGAGUGGACAAGUACUCUGGGCGGAAUAAGGAAACAGUCCUGGCCAAUGUUGAGGGACUGAUGGAUAUCAUCGUGGUUUCCCCUCAGAGACAGACAGGUACUAAUGCUUGUGGAGUGAACAAUGGAGGCUGCACUCAUCUCUGCUUUGCCAGAGCUUCUGACUUUGUCUGCGCAUGUCCAGAUGAACCAGAUGGGCGGCCCUGUUCCACAGUUCCUGGUGUGGUGCCUCUUGGUCCUGAAACUACCAGUGUAAGUGAGAGAAGUCAUACACUGCCUGGCAGAGUAACUACCUCAACGACCAAAGCUCUUACGUCUCUGGAAACAGUGGAAGGAAACUGCUCUGAUAAAGAUGCCAGGCGAGGCUUGUGUAGCCGUGACAAUGAGGCAGUGCUUGCAACCAUGGGGGAAGGAUUGCACGUUAGCUACAUUAUUGGAGGCCUUCUCAGCAUCUUGUUUAUUUUGCUGCUUAUUGCUGCUUUAAUUUUAUAUAGGCAUAAUAAAUCCAAGUUCACAGAUCCUAGCUUGGGGAACCUAACCUACAGUAAUCCAUCAUAUCGGACGUCUACCCAGGAGGUGAAGAUUGAAACAAUUCCCAAACCAGCCAUGUACAACCAAUUGUGCUAUAAAAAAGAGGCUGGUCCUGAUCACAGCUACACCAAGGAGAAGAUCAAGAUUGUGGAGGGGAUUUGCCUUUUGUCCAGUGAUGACUCAGAAUGGGAUGACCUUAAACAGAUUCGGAGCUCCCGAGGCGGGAUUCUCCGAGACCACGUCUGCAUGAAGACAGACACAGUCUCUAUUCAAGCUAGUUCUGGUUCGCUGGAUGACACUGAAACUGAGCAGUUGCUACAGGAAGAACAGUCUGAGUGCAGCAGCGUCAACACAACAGCAGCCACUCCUGAACGGCGUGGCUCACUCCCAGACACAGGCUGGAAGCACCAGCGCAAGCCCUCCACAGAGAGUGAAGUCUAAAGCAUGUACUGCUUUGGAGAUGCUUGUACCCUCCCUAGCCUCCACUCUGCACAAAAAAGAUGGGACUCUGCCUGCCAAGCAAGGAAGAGUGCAGAGAGUAGCCUCUUUGCAAGGGGCCCGGAAACUGUGACUGCCUUUCAGCACGGAGCUUGGGCAACUGUCCUGUUGUGGUUGGAGAGGGAGGAUGGGUGGGUUGGAACCCAGAGACCCUUUUGGCUCAUUUUCACUGUCUGUGGUUUAUUUAUAUGUUCCCUUUUCCUGGAAGCUGCCACAUUAACUUUAGUAGUGACUCCUCUGGCCUGAGUCUGGUUCAGAUCCUGUCUUCUCUGGCAACCUGCAAAUCCCACACAGUUCAGCUUGCAGUUGAUGCCUGUGAAGAGAGCAGAGCUGCUUUAUUGUUAGCUCCCAGUCACAAAAGUUCCCUUAGUCAUUCCAGCACUAGCAGCACUGAGACUUCAUGUUGUGGGGUCUCUGACUUGAGAAGCGUCUCAGAAUAGACAGAGAAUAGGGGUAUGCUUUGGGCCUAAAGGGAACAGUGAUACAGUAUCAAGUCACUUUUUAAGAGUGUAAAGAGAGUAACUGCUUGCCAUGAUUUUGCUUCAUGAGAGCAUCACUGCUUAUUUUCCAUCUGCUAGUAAAAACCUUAAUGAAUUCUGGGAUUGGAGCGCUGUAUCUGUUGCUGGCAGUGGACAAUGCUCCUGUUCACCCCAUUCCUGUUAAAACAUGUUUCUACUGUGGAAAAACAAGUCAGCAAAUGGUCCUUUUAGAAUUGUUCCCUCUCGAUACUGGAGUCAGAGUGCUGUAUUCAAGGAAAAAAAAUAAAUUAGUAUUGUUCUUAGCUCUACUGAGCUAAUGGGAGAAAAUGUAUCGUGCACACACUCUUUGCAUAAUUCUCACAAGUUCCAGUUGUCUUGGCCUUUAUGACUUUUAUUACAGUGAUGAGGAAAAUAAGAAAAUUCCUAGGUUGAUUCCCCCAAGGGAAAUCCUCAGUGCUGGCAGUUAGGAACUGCCUUAUCACUAGCCCGUUUGACCUAGAAUAGGAGACAAUAAUCAUGAAGUUUUAAGGGCCAUUUUAAAAUAGUUGCUUAUUAGAUAGAAUUGCACAUUCAGCUCCAUUAUUACUAGUAAAUAGCUGUCCUUGCAGAGUCAUUCUUCUCAUCAGCUGUAUGAACCUCAGAUUUUCUCUGGCCUCCAAGGCCUUUACCCUCUAGAGAAUAAUUCUACCCUUGCAGUUACAGACAUCCUGGCAGCAUCUGGGACUUGCAUACUCUUGAAGACGAUGCCACUGUUUCUUGUGGGUACUCUUAUGGUGAAAUAUGAAGCCUUAUGCCAGAUAUUCAGAAGCAGAAUUUUCCAGCGAAGAAUGCCUCGCAGCAAACUGUUACCUCUUUAUCUCCUGGCAAGAGGCCAAGUGCAUUCCCACCUAUGGUGUGACGAAAGCAGUGUACAGUAGGGGUAUGGCAUAGAAUCGUGGGGAAAAUGCAUUUCAGACACAAGACUUUUCCAGCUAGUAAAAAAAAAUAUUAAAAUCCAUCCUAUUCUGUUCUAACCUUGUUCAGAUACUAAUGAUCUUGCAACCCUUGGAAAAACAUGACAGUUGCUAGCAGUUGCCAAUACUCUUCACAGCAGAGGUGGCUCUGCAGCAAAGGAAGGUUGCAGCUUUGACAUGGCUAGGAGGCAUGAAACAGUCCAUGACUUGCACCAUUGGGCUGACUGGUGUAUAUUCCUGCGGAAAAUGAACUGGAGUUAGGGCUUAGAAAUUUCCCUGUGUUAAUAUGGGACUCCUCCCUACUCUCAGAGAGAUUUUCUUUUAAUUAGCUUUUUUAUUUAAUUAUUUAUUUGAUUGACUCCAGCCUGGGAAGCGUUGUUUUUAUUGGGCAGGGGUACAUUUGGAUUGAGGUGUGGACUCAGUGGGGAACUGGGAAAGGAGCGCACGUAACUGAGGUGGAUCUUGCCUGUCUAGGCUGCCUGAUACAGGGAGAACAUUGAAGAGCUCAAGUGUAGGCAGAAGGACUGAUUUGAGAGGAAACCAGGUAUAGGGCAGGGGCAAGAGGGCUGGGAGUGAGUGGAUGGGGAAGAAGGUUCUGACUUACAGGAGAGCAGGUUGUUUUUGUGUCUUCCCCUCUCUCUCCACCCGCAAUAGCUAUGUGAGUGUGCACCAAAAUCCUGGGGCAGGACAGGGGUGAAGGGGGAGACAUCUACCCAGACCUGUCACUUGAGGUUCAGUCCAAGUCACAAGUGCAGAAUGGAAAGGAAAAUCCGGUCAGUCUUCUCAACAAUUAAUGGUGCUUGUGAUCUCCACCUUGAUGGAAUUUCUGCUGCUUCUUCGAAGGGACUCUGCACACUCCAGCCAAACACCAUUCAUAACCGCUCUCUGCUCGCUCGCUUCCUGGAAUGAUUAAGGUGAAAAGGAGCAAAGGAGAAAAAAAAAAAAAAAAAAAAAAAGUCCCAUAGCCUCACAUCUGCAAGUAAGGUCGGCAGAUGUCAGUUUAUUUUUCCUAAAGCAUGCAGACAGGCCUAGUGAGAUGCUGCCUAGGAAGUGCAUUGUGUUUCCCGGUUCAGGGGAAUAGAAGACCCUCACUGCGCUUAGGCUGUUAUGAAUGUAGAAAGGCCACUGGAGGAUGAUCUCUUGAGCACUGAUUUACUGUGUAAAAAAGGUAAACUUCUCUCCUGCCCAUCCUAAGCUAACUUCAGUGGUUUCCUGAGUUCCUGUGUAAUGGUUUUAACGUUACUCACUGGAGACAUUGGAUUUUCUGGGGUUAUUUAACCACUAUGUUCAGUAUUUUAGGGGUUGAUGAUAAUUUAAUAUAAAUUUAGCUUUUCUUAACCA
This is a messenger RNA of Rhea pennata, 8572 nucleotides long. It is a transcript of the gene LRP4, whose product is annotated as LDL receptor related protein 4. Gene Ontology annotation, biological process: receptor-mediated endocytosis. Gene Ontology annotation, cellular component: plasma membrane; signaling receptor complex; apical plasma membrane. The record is from RefSeq and is a predicted model, not a curated record. The transcript is spliced from 38 exons. The coding region runs from base 1 to 5742 and encodes 1913 amino acids. Gene Ontology annotation, molecular function: hormone binding; calcium ion binding; protein binding. Lineage: Eukaryota; Metazoa; Chordata; Aves; Rheiformes; Rheidae.